AUGGACAGCAUCCACGGCAGCCACUCGCCACGAGCGUCCUCGAGUAGCACAACAUCAGCAGCACAGCAAGUCUUCAGCUCUCUCCUUGUCCCAAGCCCACUUACCUCCUCUUCCUCUCCCGCCGAGGUUCGCGAACACUUCGACUCCCGUCUAAAGGACAAGCGUCUGCAGCUCUCCAAUCCAGAUCGAUCCAGGCCCAAGCCGGAGAGCGGGAGCAAUGCGCAGAUCAAGCUGGGUAGGAGGGAGAAGAAGGCCAGGAAGCAGCUUGGCAGUAUGGGACCCCCUCGGGAAAAGAUCGCUGCCGAUGGGAGCGGCAAGGGCAAGGCUAGGAUGACAGAGAAUCCAGUCGUCAGGGAAAGUGACAGGCUCCUUUCUAAGCGCAAGAGGAAGCAUCGCGGUAUAGAAGGGAUGGAUGAGGAGAUGAGCUACGAGGCUCUGCUCCCACUCGCGGAUCUCUGGAAUUCUUACAUACAACAAUUCCUUGGUCUAGUCAGACUACAGACCCCUCGAGCAGGCCCAAAUGACCCCAAUCCGUCCUCCUCAGAUCUUCCACCCCAGCUCGUCCCCAACCUGCAAGUCAUCAGACCUUCCCCUGCCUCUGCCUCUUCCUCCAGAGGCAUUCCAGUAAGCUCCUCCUGGCGUCUGGCGAGCGAAUCCGCCCUGAGUAACGUGCAAUCCCAAGUCUGCAAAGCCGAUCUCCUCGGUGCACACCUCGAAGUCGUCCGGGCGGGGAACCCUUCCCUCGUGGGUACGCACGGGCUGGUCGCAAGAGAGACGGAGGGCUGUUUCCUCCUUGCGCUAGACCCGCCGAGCAUGCCCACCACCACCGCGCGGCAGGCUGAAGGAGAAGAAGAGGGGAAACAGGGGGUACGUCGCUCCCGAAGGCGUUUCUUCAAGGUGGUGCCGAAGCACAAUGUGACGUUCAGUCUUCGGGUUCCUCUACCUCCCCUCCCUUUCACACCUCAAGCGCCUGAGCUCAGAGGGGGUACCGCCGGGUGUGUGCUAGAGAUCCCACUGCAGGGUAAUCAGAUGAGCAGCACGAUGGUCACGAGGGCGUCGAAGAAGUGGAAGCAGAGGAAGACGAUGGACUACUGA
This is a messenger RNA of Microstroma glucosiphilum, 1095 nucleotides long. RefSeq lists its product as hypothetical. The record is from RefSeq and is a predicted model, not a curated record. Gene Ontology annotation, biological process: rRNA processing; tRNA 5'-leader removal. Gene Ontology annotation, molecular function: ribonuclease P RNA binding. Lineage: Eukaryota; Fungi; Basidiomycota; Exobasidiomycetes; Microstromatales; Microstromataceae. The coding region runs from base 1 to 1095 and encodes 364 amino acids. Gene Ontology annotation, cellular component: ribonuclease MRP complex; ribonuclease P complex. The transcript is spliced from 2 exons.